Molecule: messenger RNA, 957 nt
Organism: Capronia epimyces CBS 606.96
Lineage: Eukaryota; Fungi; Ascomycota; Eurotiomycetes; Chaetothyriales; Herpotrichiellaceae
Exons: 2
Coding region: 1-957 (318 amino acids)
Source: RefSeq, a predicted model, not a curated record
AUGUCCAAAACCAUCCAUAUCGAGUCAACCUCGCAAUUUUCUGCUCUCCUGUCCUCCUCAGCCAUCGUUGUCGCCGACUUCUAUGCCGACUGGUGCGGGCCAUGUCGUCAGAUUGCUCCCAUCUACGAACAGUUGUCUGCCCAACUGUCGCGGCCGAACAAGAUCACAUUUGCAAAGAUCAACACGGAUCAACAGGUGGAUCUCGCCAGAUCUUACGGAGUCAAGGCCAUGCCGACCUUCAUGAUCUUCAAGAAUGCGCGACGGAUUGACUUCAUCGAAGGCGCAGACCCGAGGAGGCUGUCCAAUGCGGUGAAGCAGCUCGCGAACGAGGCGAACAAGCUGGAAACAGACGAGGCCGGCGAAAGCUCGAGCGAUGGAACCUGGCUCGGAGCCGCGCUUCCACGAGGCUACAGCGAUGUGACUUCUCAAGUCGACGUCUUGGGCAUGGAGUUGCUGAAUUGGGACUCGGACUAUGGAAAUGCCAGAACCUUGAUCAGUGGUGGCAAACCGAAGGGUCAAGCGGAUGCCAAAUCAGAUUGGGUCCAGAGUGACACCGACGAGCAACUCAUGUUCUACAUUCCUUUCCAGUGCACCUUGAAGAUUCAUUCGGUACACAUUACGUCUCUGCCGGACAACAGCGACGAUGACGAAUCUCCGAGCAGACCAAAAUUGAUCAAGCUCUACACCAACAGACCUCGAAUUCUUGGAUUCGACGAGGCAGAAGAUACACAAGCGACCCAAGAGGUCACUGUGUCAGACAAGGAUUGGGAUCCGAAAACUGGCACUGCUAAGAUUGACCUGCGCUUGGUCAAGUUCCAGAACGUGUCUAGCUUGGUAUUGUUCGUUGUUGAGAGCGAAGGGGACAACGAGAAGGUCAGACUGGACCGAGUUAGAAUCAUUGGAGAGACAGGCGAGAAGAGAGACGGCAAGAUUGAAAAGGUCGCCUCCGAUGAGUGA